Messenger RNA from Syzygium oleosum, 1637 nucleotides. Its product is annotated as E3 ubiquitin-protein ligase At1g12760-like. The transcript has 4 exons. Lineage: Eukaryota; Viridiplantae; Streptophyta; Magnoliopsida; Myrtales; Myrtaceae. The coding region runs from base 293 to 1396 and encodes 367 amino acids. The record is from RefSeq and is a predicted model, not a curated record.
GAAAAAAAUAUAAAGGUUAGUAUGUUGGUGAGGAGGAGAGGAGGAAAGGAUGCGUUUGGCAUUCUCUCUCUCCCCGGUUGGCCACACGACGAAGACAAACAGCGACUGCCACCACCACCACUCUCCACCAGCUCCUCCCCUACCCAGUAACCACCACCACCUAAACCCUCUCCAUUCCCCUUCUCCUUCUCCCCUUCUCUUUGUAGGCACAAGCACGUAGUCGUACACGGACAAAGGUCGCACCUUUCCUCUGUCUUCCUCUUCCUCCGCCUCUCCCCUCCAAGACCCAGAUAUGGAUGACCCUGAAGACCCCUUGCAUGGCGGCGGCGGCGGCGGCGAUCCCCCCCUCCUCCGCCGCCACGCCCCCGCGGCCUCCUCCUCCCCCUCCCCGUCCCGCUUGGCUCGCCUGAUCAGGACCCGCCACCGCUCCUUCCUCCUCGGGGACUGCGGCGACGGCGGCGGCGGCGGCGGGGGGGGCGGCGGAGGAUCGCGGGGCGACAUCGAGGAGGCGGCCUCGAGCUUCUUCGGGGAGGGGCUCGCCGCGUGCUCGAGGCCGAUCGUGGUCCUCGACUUCGUGUGGAACCUGGCCUUCGUGGUGGUCGCGGUGGUCGUGCUACUGUCCGCGUUCAAGGAGAGGCCGUCCACUCCUCUGAGGCUGUGGCUCUGCGGGUACGCCCUGCAGUGUCUGUUCCACGUGGGGUUCGUGUGCGCUGAGUACCGGCGGAGGGACGGGGACGAUGAGCUCGUGGGUGUGAGCGGGCUGUCGCGGUCGCCGAGUCGCAGCAGUUCCUUGUGUUCCUUAUCAAUGUUUUACAGGAUGCUUAAAAGAUUGGAAUCCUUGAAUACGUUAAUAUCGUCGGUAUGGUGGGUGUUUGGUUUCUAUUGGAUUGUUGUGGGUGGACAGCCACUUCUUCAAGAUGCGCCACGUCUCUACUGGUUGACAGUUGUUUUUCUUGCUUUUGAUGUCUUCUUUGUGAUCUUCUGCAUUGGUAUGGCUUUCGUGGUCUUCUUGGCUCUCUUUUGCUGCAUCCCCAUAUUGGCAAUUGCCUAUGCUGUUGCAAGCACUGAAGGGGCAUCCGAAGAUAUUAUCAGGAGUCUUCCUAAGUAUAGAUACCGCCCAGCUAGUGUGCUUAGCACGUUCAACAAUCUCGGGAUGGAAGAAGUUCUUGGGGCAAGGUCAGGAUUGGGAAACAAUGGUUCAAGUGGUGAACUUUUUCUUCAUUCAGAAGAUUCAGAAUGCUGCAUAUGCCUCUCAUCAUAUGUAGAUGGGGCGGAGCUUUAUACCCUUCCAUGCAAUCACCAUUUCCAUUGCUCAUGCAUCAGCAAGUGGCUCCUGAUAAAUGCAACUUGUCCCCUCUGCAAAUUUAACAUUCUCAAGGGAGACACGCUCGUCUGAACAGUCACCGAGACCAUAAGAAGGAGACCGCAUAGCUCCAGAUUGGAACGGGAGAGAGGAAUUUUAGCUUGCCAUGCUCUUGCUGAUACACUGACACUAAUGGCAAAUGCAAAUGAAGGUGAAAAGACAGAAUUGGGUUUUUCUCUUACAGCGAUUCCUGUUUGUAGCUAUUUAUGUAUGAUCGGCACCAAAUUUUGUAAAUAGAAUUCAUGUAAGAGUUAAUAUCAGCCUUGAUUUGCGA